AUGUCGAAUCUGCAAGACGACCGCGCGUCGAUCAAAGCGCCCUCGACGAUGGCCGCGGAGGCGGACCCCAAGCUUGAGAUGGCCGCGGUCCAGGAUGAGCGCCGAGCGGUCGUGGAGAAGAGCUUGAAGCGCAAGCUGGAUCUGCGGUGCUCACUCUUCGUCCUGAUCUACAUCAUGAACUACCUUGACCGCAACAACAUCUCGGCGGCGCGUCUCCGAGGUCUCCAGGAGGAUCUCAAGCUCAACGACCAAGAGUACUCGACCUGCCUCUCUAUCCUCUACGUCGGUUACAUUCUCAUGCAGGUCCCAUCCAACAUGAUCAUCAACAAGAUCUCCCGGCCUAGUAUCUAUAUCGGUGUCGCCAUGCUCAUUUGGGGCGCUAUCUCCGUUCUGUCCGGUAUCACCACCAACUUUGGCGGUAUGGUCGCCACCCGCUUCUUCCUCGGUUUCGUCGAGGCCGCAUUCCUUCCCGGAGCUCUCCUCAUCCUCUCCAAGUGGUACACCCGUCGCGAGCUCACCACCCGUAACGCCAUUCUCUUUGGCGGUAACCUCAUCUCGAACGCUUUCGCUUCGCUCAUCGCCGCUGGGAUUCUGUCAAACAUGCAGGGUGUGCUCGGUCACGCUGCUUGGCGUUGGAUGUUCUUCAUCGAGGGAGCAGCCACCAUGCUCAUCGCCCUUAUCGCGAUGGUCAUGCUUCCCGACCUGCCCACCAACUCUCGCGGCUUCACCGCCGAGGAGCUCCAGGUCGCACAGCUCCGUCUCGUCGAGGACGUCGGAGAGGCAGACGAGGACGACGUCAACGCCGGCGCAUUCGACGGUCUCAAGAUGGCCGUCAAGGACACCAAGAUCUACCUCAUGAUGUUCACCCUCACCGCCUAUGUCGUUGGGCUCAGCUUCAACGCCUUCUUCCCCUCCCUCACCGGUACCCUCGGUUUCGGAUACGUUCCGACUCUCCUCAUGUCCGCCCCGCCAUGGGUCUUCGCCGUCAUCGUCUCGCUCGCGAACGCUUGGCACGCCGACCGGACGCAAGAGAAGUUCUGGCACAUUGUCGUGCCAAUCUGCUUUGGACUGGUCGGGUUCAUCAUUUCCAUGUCGACUCUCAACACGGCUGGUCGAUAUGUCGCCUUGUUCCUCCAGGCUGGAUCGUAUGCCGGCUUCAUCGUCUUCUUCAGUUGGAUCUCCUCCUCCUUCCCCCGUCCGCCGGCAAAGCGCGCAGUCGCCAUCGCAAUGAUCAACGCUUUCUCCCAACUCGGCAACAUUGCCGGAUCCUACGUCUGGAACCUCAAGGAUAACGGCUACCGCUCGUCCUACGGGAUCGUCACUGCCAUGUUUGGGAUCACCAUCGUCGGCGUCAUCGCGUUCCGUCAGAUUCUAGUGGGGCUCAACAAGCGGCUGGAUGCGGGCGAGGCGGCGUGGGAGCCUACGCAGGCAGCGCAGGACAAGACCAAGGCGGUGCAGCAUCUGGAGAGCGAUGAUGAGGCCCUCAGGAUGCGCAAGGGGUUCAGGUAUCUCGUUUAG
This is a messenger RNA of Dioszegia hungarica, 1518 nucleotides long. Its product is annotated as putative tartrate transporter. Gene Ontology annotation, cellular component: membrane. Gene Ontology annotation, molecular function: transmembrane transporter activity. Gene Ontology annotation, biological process: transmembrane transport. The record is from RefSeq and is a predicted model, not a curated record. The transcript has 6 exons. Bases 1 to 1518 code for a protein of 505 amino acids. NCBI's taxonomy places the organism in Eukaryota, Fungi, Basidiomycota, Tremellomycetes, Tremellales, Bulleribasidiaceae.